AUGAGUAAGAGUUGUCUUCUGAGAGGAGCUGCUGAUGAUUCUGUGAUUCAUGUGGAUCCUGCCUGUGUGGCUGAAAACAUGGAUUCUUGGAAAAAUGACCAGUGGCAACUGGCGAAGCUUCUAGAACGAAAAGAAGUUUGCUAUGAAAGGGUGGGGUGCUUUAAAGACGGUUUACCAUGGACCGGGACUUUGUCGAGACAGUUGGCAGGUUUGCCCUGGUCUCCAGAGGAGAUAAACACUCGCUUUCUGCUCUACACUAGACAUAAUCCCAAAGUCUAUCAGGAAAUCAGUGCAGUUAAUUAUCUAACUAUCCAAACCUCACACUUUGGAACAGACAAGAUGACCCGUAUCAACAUACCUGGAUGGAAAUCAGAUGGAAAAUGGCAGCAAGACAUGUGCAAUGUGUUGCUAAAAGUGGAAGACGUGAACUGCAUUAACAUAGACUGGAUUAACGGUUCGCUGGAAUACAUCCAUGCCGUAAACAAUCUCCGCGUUGUUGGUGCUGAGGUGGCGUAUUUUAUUGAUGUUCUCGCGAAAAAAUUUGGAUAUUCUCCUUCUAAAGUUCACUUGAUUGGCCACAGCGUGGGAGCACAUCUGGCCGGGGAAGCUGGGUCGAGGGUACCAGGCCUUGGAAGAAUAACAGGGUUGGACCCAGCCGGGCCAUAUUUCCACAAUACUCCAAAUGAAGUUAGGCUGGACCCCUCAGAUGCCAAAUUUGUUGAUGUCAUUCAUACAAAUGCAGUUCGCUUGCUCUUUGAGUUUGGUGCUGGGACUAUUAAUGCUUGUGGUCACCUUGACUUUUACCCAAAUGGAGGGAAGCAUAUGCCAGGAUGUGAAGACUUAAUAACACCUUUAUUUAACUUUGAUCUCAACGCUUACAAGGAAGAAGUGGUUUCCUUCUUUGAUUGCAACCAUGCCCGAAGUCAUCGCUUCUAUACUGAAAGCAUUCUCAAUCCUGAUGCAUUUAUUUCUUAUCCUUGUAGAUCCUACAGAUCUUUCAAAGCGGGAAAUUGCUUCCAUUGUCCCAAAGAAGGUUGCCCAACAAUGGGUCAUUUUGCUGAUAGAUUUCACCUCAAAAAUACGCAGCCUAAUAGAUCAUAUUAUUUUUUAAACACAGGGUCUCUUUCCCCAUUUGCCCGUUGGAGGCACAAAUUAUCUGUCAAACUCGAUGGAAACAAUGCCACUCAAGGGACCCUGAUCCUCCGUGUAGGUGGAACGACCGGGAACACGGAAGAGUUUGUGAUGGCCAGUGGAACACUUAAGCCAGGCAUGACUUACACAAAGUUAAUUGAUGCAGACGUUAAUGUUGGAAAUGUUACAAAUAUUGAGUUCAUUUGGAAGGAAUAUUUGUUUGGGCGUUCUCAGAAUAAGUUGGGAGCAGAAAUGGUGACAGAUAUAUCUGGAAAACAUGGAUAUGAAUCUACCUUCUGUAGCCAGGACAUUAUGGGACCCAGUAUUGCCCAGAUCCUGAAACCAUGCUAA
Messenger RNA from Mirounga angustirostris (Northern elephant seal), 1482 nucleotides. RefSeq names its product pancreatic lipase related protein 3 (gene PNLIPRP3). Gene Ontology annotation, biological process: lipid metabolic process. The transcript has 12 exons. The record is from RefSeq and is a predicted model, not a curated record. Gene Ontology annotation, molecular function: protein binding; triacylglycerol lipase activity. The coding region runs from base 1 to 1482 and encodes 493 amino acids. Lineage: Eukaryota; Metazoa; Chordata; Mammalia; Carnivora; Phocidae.